Hibiscus syriacus is the source of this 585-nucleotide messenger RNA. RefSeq lists its product as uncharacterized. Lineage: Eukaryota; Viridiplantae; Streptophyta; Magnoliopsida; Malvales; Malvaceae. The record is from RefSeq and is a predicted model, not a curated record. The transcript is spliced from 4 exons. The coding region runs from base 1 to 585 and encodes 194 amino acids.
AUGGCAAGAGCACACAAACUGCUUGGAUCUUCAUCACAUGGUGCUAAUUACCGCACUGUUCAUCCCCGUGUAUAUGAUGCGCAUUCCAGCACCGUACCUGUCAUUAAAGAAGAAACUGGCACAGAGCUUCAGUCAGGAAAUGGAAAGAACAAGGGUCUUUUGGAACAAGAAAAUCCAACUAAAAAAAUGGUCAUCAAGCUAGGCGGUGGAUUCUCCAAUUCUCAGAAGAAACAAAAUUAUUCUGGUACUGGUAUGUCAAAUUGGAAAAUGGUGACUGUUUCUUCUUCUCAGAAAGGAAAUAGCAAGUAUUGGAAAGCUGAAACUGCGGUGAGGAUUGGCUGUCGUAAGGAAAGGACUAAAGCAAGGCCACUGAUGGAGGUAGGAUCAUCGAGGCGUAUUUGUGCCAAUGGUAGCCCUGUAAUGAAAUACAAAUACGAAGCCAACAAUGAGGAUGAGGAUGGGUACUCAUCUGACUCCUCCAUUGAGGGAAAAGUUAGGAUGAGGAGUUUAAGAAGCGUAUAUGCUGACCUCCGAAGCCGCAUCCCUAGCUUCUCAAGGCUGAACUACAAGCUGAAAGAUUACUGA